Pleuronectes platessa (European plaice) is the source of this 2150-nucleotide messenger RNA. RefSeq lists its product as uncharacterized. The transcript has 2 exons. The record is from RefSeq and is a predicted model, not a curated record. The coding region runs from base 122 to 1318 and encodes 398 amino acids. NCBI's taxonomy places the organism in Eukaryota, Metazoa, Chordata, Actinopteri, Pleuronectiformes, Pleuronectidae.
UUUUUCUGUUUUUCCGAGAUAAAAUCCUGUUUUUCGAACUUUUUUUUUUUCUGUUUUUCCGAGAUAAAUUCCUGUUUUUCGAAAAAAAAAAAAUGUCAUGGUAGUUUUACUGGGAUUCUGAAUGACGCUCUCACUUGUUGGAGAUUCGGUGGAAGCAACAAUGUCCCGUCUGCUUACUUUAAUCAGGUUUUAUUUUGUUUUGGGCUUGAGACACUGGGAAAUACUUGUGUCUUUAAGUAAUAUAGAUGGUGUUUGUAUUAGUUUGUCGACUUUGCGCAGGCACCUCAGUAGUCUGCGGUUGUUCAGACGGAAAGACUAUUCCGAUCUGCUGGACGUUGCAGUUUUCCUACAGGAUCAGUUGAGCGAAUAUGGAAUGCUUCACGGAUACAAGAUGAUGCAUCUGAAAAGCAUUCAGGCCGGCUACGUGGUGACUCAAGAGACAAUCAGGCAUUUGCUGAAAAUACUGGAUCCCCGCGGAGUGGAACUGAGACGCCGUAAACGCCUUCGACGACGUUUGUAUCAGAAUCCCGGUCCGAACUUUUUAUGGCACAUAGAUUCAUAUGAUAAACUCAAACCAUAUGGAAUCUGCAUCAAUGGUGCAAUAGACGGGUUUUCAAGGAUGUUGGUGUGGCUACAUGCAUACUCUACAAGUAGUGAUCCAAAGGUAAUCGCUGGAUACUUUAUUGAUGAGGUGUCAUCGAGAAAUGGGACUGCUACUCGAAUUAGAUCAGACCUUGGGACAGAGAAUUGCUUCGUGGAGCAGAUGCAAAUAUUCAUGAGACAUGAUCAUAUGGACGAAUUUUCGAACAGAUGCUUUUUGUACGGCUCAAGCAAUCAUAACCAGCGGAUUGAGCAGUGGUGGGGUUUUUUGAGGAAGCAACAUGCACAGUUCUGGAUGAACGUAUUUCAGGAUUUGAAAGAGUCUGACCACUUCUCUGGUGACUUCCUCGACAAAAGUCUGAUACAAUUCACAUGUCUCGAAAUAAUAGAGAGAGAACUGCAGGAUGUUGUUCACCUCUGGAACACUCACAGAAUUCGCUCAUCCAGAAAUGCGGUGUCCCCAGGAGGACGUCCGGUGAUGAUGUACACCAUACCCCAACUAUUUGGUGCUAGAGAGUACCUUAAAGAGGUAUCCCAACAGAAGAUACAGGCAUGCAGGGAGGAAUGCCUACAGAGAGGACCGUGUCCCUGUGACAAUACUGUGUUUGACGUUUGUUGCUUUGUCAUGGCAGAAACAAAUCUUCAUCCACCCACCUCUCCAGAGGAAGCAAUUGAGCUUUAUAAGUUUUUACGGGCUUACAUAUAUGCCCAUAUUUAAUAAUCACAAGUUGUUGUACUGGAUCAGAUGAUUGAAUGUGAGCACCCAUCUUCAACAAAAUAACGCUAUGUUUGCAUUUUUUCUAUGGGUGGAAAAUGUAAUGUUGACUGCAAAUUUCAGUUUAAAUGAUUAACAGAUGUAUUGUCUCUAAGUAAUGAAUAAUUAACUCCUCUCUGAGCUUCAUAUCAUCUCUUUUCAUUCAUCAUUAUGGAAAAGUUAUAUACUCAACAAGGUCACUGGGGCUGUCCUGAAAAUAAACGUCUCACAUUUCUGCUUUACAAAAAAUGUCAAAUUUGUCCUCAUUGUGGAACUAUGUAGCAUGACUGAAUGUCAUCUGACACACUGUGGUUAUUCUUGCAUAAUCAUCCAUAAAUCAAACAUGUUAUAAUAUCUUAUGAUGAUGGGUGUCUAUGGGCUGAAACUUUAAAACUCCAGUGGUGUGUGGCAUCAGACAAACCUGGUAAUACAGAGAAUAAUUUAAUUUAGUUUAAUUUCUCCCCUAUGUGAUUGAGUGUUUAUACACUAUUUAAGCAUUUAUGAAAUUCCUUCCUCUUUGUGUCUUUCUCAUCAAGAUAUUUCAACUGCCACCAAAUAAUGACAUAGCAUUUGGUGAUGUAGAGGAUCUUAGGUGUUGAAAUAUAUUAUUAUCUAUUAUUUGUUGCUGAUAAUUCAACUAUCUUUUAUCGUUUGAAUAAAAGCAGGCCAUCUUGCCUAUGUAGCCUAAUAAAAUGUGGUCUGUCAUCCUAAUAUCUUUUUCAUUGGCAGUGUGGUUACCAUGACACCAUCAACAAAUAAAGGCUAAUUUCCACACUAAUUAAAGUGUGCCUAGAUU